UUCUGAGCUUCAGAUGCAAACGAGUGGGUGUCUCACAGAGAAGCAAAGAAAAGAGAACAGGAGAGAGGUGUUUCCCUUGACUGUGGAAACUUUAUACAGAAAACUUACCUUCUCUGGAGCAGUCCGCGUCAGAGUCCUGUCCUUGACACUUGUGUCUCCACAAGACCAAGAGAAGAAAAACCCUUUCCUGGGGCUGGGUGCCAUGCAGCAGCCCAUGAAUUACCCAUGUCCCCAGAUUUACUGGGUAGACAGCAGUGCCACUUCGUCGUGGGCUCCUCCAGGGUCAGUUUUUCCCUGUCCAUCUUCUGGGCCUAGAGGGCCGGACCAAAGGAGACCGCCACCACCUCCACCACCACCUGCAUCACCACUACCUCCGCUGUCACAGCCACCCCUACUGCCACCACUGAUCCCUUUAAAGAAGAAGGACCACAACACAAAUCUGUGGCUACUGGUGAUAUUUUUCAUGGUUCUGGUGGCUCUGGUUGGAAUGGGGUUAGGAAUGUAUCAGCUCUUCCACCUGCAGAAGGAACUGGCAGAACUCCGUGAGUUCACCAACCCAAGCCUUAAAGUAUCAUCUUUUGAAAAGCAAAUAGCCAACCCCAGUGCACCCUCUGAAAAAAAAGAGCCAAGGAGUGUGGCCCAUUUAACAGGGAACCCCCACUCAAGGUCCAUCACUCUGGAAUGGGAAGAUACAUACGGAACUGCUCUGAUCUCUGGAGUGAAGUAUAAGAAAGGCGGCCUAGUGAUCAACGAAGCGGGGUUGUACUUUGUAUAUUCCAAAGUAUACUUCCGGGGUCAGUCUUGCAACAACCAGCCCCUAAAACACAAGGUCUAUAUGAAGAACUCUAAGUAUCCUGGGGAUCUGGUGCUAAUGGAGGAGAAGAAGUUGAACUACUGCACUACUGGACAGAUAUGGGCCCACAGCAGCUACCUGGGGGCAGUAUUUAAUCUUACCAGUGCUGACCAUUUAUAUGUCAACAUAUCUCAACUCUCUCUGAUCAAUUUUGAGGAAUCUAAGACAUUUUUUGGCUUGUAUAAGCUUUAAAAGAAAAAGCAUUUUAAAAAUGAUCUGUUAUUCUUUAUCAUGGGCACCAGGAAUAUUGUCUUGAAUUAGAGUCUUAAGACCAAUUGAGAUUAAUUAAGACUAUAUGAGCCACAAAGACCUCAUGACCGCAAGGUCCAACAGGUCAGCUAUCCUUCAUUUUCUCGAGGUCCGUGGAGUGGUCCUUAAUGCCUGCAUCAUGAGCCAGAUGGAAGGAGGACUGUGACUGAGGAACAUGAAGCUCUGGGCUGCUAUGUGACAAUGCAGAGGCACAGAGAAGGAACUGUCUGAUGUUAAAUGGCCAAGAGUACUUUAGCCAUUGAAAAAGACACCUGUACACUCACUUCCAGGGUGGGUCUACGUACUACCUCACAGGAGGCUGUCUUUGAGACACAUAGUUGUGGUAUGAAUGUACAAGGAGGGUAAGAAAGGAGUCUCAUUUGACUGAUAAGCUAGAGACUGAGAAAAGCCAGUGUCCCAUUGGCACCAUCUUUACUGUACCUAAUGUUUUCUGAGCCCACCUCAGAUGCUUACAGAGAAUAAGAGGGAUGCUUGAGGCACAAAUCAUUCUCUACAUAGCAUGCAUACCUCCAGUGCAAUGAUGUCUGUGUGUUUGUAUGUAUGAGAGCAAACAGAUUCUAAAGAGUCAUAUAAAUACAACAUGUACAUUAUGGAGUACAUAUUAGAAACAUGUGUUACAUUUGAUGCUAGAUAUCUGAAUGUUCCUUGGCAAUAAACUCUAAUAGUCUUCAGAAUCUUUUAUUAUCAGCUACUGAUGCUGUUUUCCUUUAAUACAACUAGUAUUUAUGUUCUGUACAUCCUAAUGAAGAAAAGACAAAUAAAAUUAUGUUAUAGAAUACAGAAAUGCAUUAAGGACAUAGACUUUGGAAA
Mus pahari (shrew mouse) is the source of this 1933-nucleotide messenger RNA. It is a transcript of the gene Faslg, whose product is annotated as Fas ligand. Gene Ontology annotation, cellular component: membrane. The record is from RefSeq and is a predicted model, not a curated record. The coding region runs from base 14 to 1045 and encodes 343 amino acids. Gene Ontology annotation, molecular function: tumor necrosis factor receptor binding. Lineage: Eukaryota; Metazoa; Chordata; Mammalia; Rodentia; Muridae. Gene Ontology annotation, biological process: immune response; positive regulation of canonical NF-kappaB signal transduction; extrinsic apoptotic signaling pathway via death domain receptors. The transcript is spliced from 4 exons.